AUGGAAGACGGUUACAGAGAAAGGGUGAUAUGCCUCAGUACUCACCAACUUCCCUUCUCUCAGACACUCCUCAUCUGCCUGGUCGCCGUGGCCGCCGCCGCCCCAGAUAAAGACGCUACGACAGUGCUGGAUAAGCGAAGUGACUCCGGAGACGAGAACUUCCACUACAACUUCCAAACCAGCAACAGAAUAGCCGCCCAGAAGACUGGAACCCCGGGCUCCGAGGGCCAGAGCAACAUGCAGGGCUCCUUCAGGUUCAGACUCUCUGUCGGCACUGUCGGUGAUGUCCGCUACAUCGCCGACGACUUCGGCUACCGCCCCGAGUCUCCGCUGAUCCCCACGCCCCACCGUCUCCCUGCCCACGCCGUCGAGCAGAUCCGCGUUGCUCAGGAGCAACGCGCUAAGGGCAUCACCUUCGACUAAUACACACUAAUAAGUCGACCUGCCGCACCACAUCUCUUUAAGUCUCUUAACCUCCUGUUAAGAGAGAUACAGAACGCGUACCUUCAACGUC
Messenger RNA from Procambarus clarkii (red swamp crayfish), 514 nucleotides. The record is from RefSeq and is a predicted model, not a curated record. NCBI's taxonomy places the organism in Eukaryota, Metazoa, Arthropoda, Malacostraca, Decapoda, Cambaridae.